CACGAUCCAUCAGCGUAAAUCUCGGGUUUUGAACUCAUUUUUGGCGUUUCGGCCACCACACCGCGGACUAAAAAUCACGAAAUCUAGCCUUCGGCAGCACAACAUCAUGUUGUGUGUCUGAAGAAGGCUAUCAUCGCAAUCAGAGUGUUUCGUAAUGUCCCCUUCAAAGAAAAUGAGUGGUGGCGUUGACAUUUGGGCUGAGGACCCAGCGUGUGCUGACGACGAGGACGGAGAUUUUGCCAUUGAGCCGGUGGGAGAAUGCCUCGGCGACCCCUUCCUCAACUGCCUGCCAGGGUUCUCACCUUCGCGGCAGUGGGGCCGCAAGGGCCGCGGCCGGCCCAGCAGCAAGCACGCGCUGCUGCCCGUCUCGCAGCAGGCCGCCAUCCCUCGGUCGCUGAAGACGCGCCCGCCUGGCGUCGAGGUGAAGCGCUACCUCGAGGAACUCAAGAACUUCUGCGCCACCGAGCCCAAACAGAAAAAGGGCAAGCCGCGAAAGCUCAGGUUCGGCUGUCCUAAGGGCAGGCUUUUUGAGCCCGUGGAAGGCGAUGAGCUGGAAAGUGCUGCUCGAGAUGAGUUUGACCUGGAGCAGGAUUUCUUCCGGCCUUGCCUCUUCGACAUCAUCCAGAUGGACGCGAGCUGGAAGGAGCCGCUCGAUUUGGUCGACAAGCCUAAACCCAAACUCGGAAGGCCAAGGAAGUAUCCUGUUAAGGAGAAGGUUCCCGGAAGGCCAAGGGGCAGGCCACGCAAAAACCCAGAAAGCGUAGGAACAGCUUAUAAGCAGGUGUUCAAACCAAAAACUGAGAAAGCAAGAAUGAUCUUCACGUUUGAGGAUGGCGAGGCUAACGAAGACGAUAUUGAGGAAAUGCUUUCCAUGGGAGUGUUGGUGUUCAGCGCCAACAGCAAGGGGGAGCGGAAGAAACUUGGUCGGCCGAGGAAGCACCCUCUGAAAGAAAAGGUUCCCGGGCGUCCGAGGGGCCGUCCCAGGAUCCACCCUGCCAAGGAAAAGGUGCCUGGAAGGCCGAGGGGGCGGCCAAGGCAGCAGCCAAGGAAGGAGAAAGUGCCAGGGAGGAAGAGGGGCAGGCCCCGCGGCCCUGCGAAGGAGCCCAAGGAGAAGCGGCCGCGCGGCAGGCCUAAAAUGGUCAAACCAAAGGGCAUCUUCUCCUUUGGCAGUGGCGAGGACGGCCAGCCGAGUCAGGAGCAGAUCGAGGAGCUGAAGAAGCAGGGCUUUCAGGUGGUUGACGUUACCAAGAAACGCCGUGGAAGGAAGAAAAAGGUGCCAGAUGUGCAGUCGGACGUCGGUGCCGAAGGUGAGGUUCAGCAGCAGGAGAAGAAGAAGAGGGGCAGGAAAAAGAAGGUCGAGACGGAAACAGGUGAAGCAGGUGUUGAGCCAACGCCAAAGAAAAGGGGUCGAAAGAAAAAGACUGCUGAUAGCGCCAAUGAAGGAUUGAAAACUCAAGAAGCAUCAGAUGAAGCUGCUGUUGUGCCAAAGAAAAGGGGCCGCAAGAAAAAGACAGUCGUGAGUGCCACUGAAUGUGAGGGAAUUCAAACUGAAGGCGCAUUAGGGGAAGUUGAUGCUGUGCCAAAGGAGGUGAAGAAGAGGGGUCGGAAGAAAAAGACCGUGGAAAACAAAAUUGGUGAAGAUCUUGGAGGAGAGGCACCGCAAAAGAAAAAACGGGGUCGGAAGAGAAAGCUGGACGUUGGAGAUGGGCAAAACCCCUCCGAAAAGCUGCUGGUCAAAAUGGACUUUGGUAUUAAGGUAGCUGAAAAUUAACUGCCUCGUGAGGUGAUCAAGCAAUCGGAUGAUAAUCUGAGCAUCGUAAAAGAACUAAAUUAAUUUUGUGACCUUCUCUAACUUUAUUUAUUAAUUGUUCAGUCUAAUACCUACAAAAUGUUUUUACUACAUAAUGACACACAAUCUAAAAUUUGAACAGUUGUAAAUUUUUACACUAAAAUUUAAUAAAUUGACGAUUAUUAAAAUGA
Messenger RNA from Cloeon dipterum, 1980 nucleotides. RefSeq lists its product as uncharacterized. NCBI's taxonomy places the organism in Eukaryota, Metazoa, Arthropoda, Insecta, Ephemeroptera, Baetidae. Gene Ontology annotation, cellular component: chromatin; nucleus. The transcript has 10 exons. Gene Ontology annotation, biological process: regulation of DNA-templated transcription. The coding region runs from base 155 to 1771 and encodes 538 amino acids. The record is from RefSeq and is a predicted model, not a curated record. Gene Ontology annotation, molecular function: DNA binding.